UGUGUGUGUGUGUGUGUGUGUGUGUGUGUGUGUGUGUGUGAGAGAGAGAGAGAGAGAGAGAGAGAGAGAGAGCGUACACACCGCGCUUUUUUUCUUUUCCGUUUUCUCCCCCCGCCCCCUACCCUUUACCGUUUCCCCAGGAAUCUGCGGAUCCUAACCUAACGGCGGCGGGAGAGUCGCGCGCUCACGGACAUCGGUAGAAGAGGAAGAGGAGUCGCGCGACCAUGUAUGUACCUGCGGCCCAGCCUGGCUGCCCUGCCUGCCCUGGCCCUUUGGCACUGUGGCCGGCUGAGUGAGGGGCUUUGAGCUCCUGGUAUGGGCAGCGUGGGCAGUGGAGCCUCCAGCCAGCGGGCCAUCACAAUGCGAAGUGUGGGCACACGAACCACCCCGAACGGGCCCCUGGCGCCCGCGCUGCCCCCAAACUCUGUCCGCCGGCGUCUAGAUGACCGCAGCUUCAGUGCUGACCGCCUGCCGGCACCGGCCACCAAGACAGCAGGCGUCACUGCCAACGAGCACUCCGAGCGUGCAGCCGCUUCUCACAAUGCUAAUCGGCAGCACACUGUCAACGGUGAGCGACUGCUCUCGAAUGCUUCUUUCUCCAAUGGGCCCAUGAGGAGGGAACCAGGCCACAGGCGAGGAGAGAGCCUGGAUCUGUGUGGAAACAGCAUAGUGCUCAACAACAACAACAACGAAAACAAGAACAGCAGCCAUCAAGCACUAGCGCAGCAGCAGCAGCACAAGGACAAGAGCAAAUCUAAGACGGACAGCCACAACCCUCCCAACAUCAUGCCCAUCUCCGGCAAGCUGGAGCAAGCACAGGUACAGCACGGCCUGAACAACGAGGGGAAGGAUCCUGACGCACUGGUCCGUCCCUCUGCCUUUAAGCCUGUGGUGCCCAAGAGCUUUCAUUCCAUGCAAAACCUGGUGUGCCCCCUUCAGACCAGUGUGGGUGCAGGCGGAGGCACGUCGGCCAGUGGUGCAAGUGAGAGAGGUGGCCAGGGAACCUCAGGAAUUCGCCCAGAUGAGGAAACCCCUAACAACCGAGGAACACACUCUGGUGGAGGUAUUCGAGCUGGCCAGGGCAGCCUGUCUGAUUCUGGCAGGAAUUCUCUUACCAGUCUGCCCACAUAUGCAGGUACAGGUUCAGGCUAUGGCCCUCCACCAGCCCUUGGGCCCCUCAGUGCCUCCACCAGCCACAUCAACCGCCUGGGAACUGCAACAACUGGCCUGGACAAGCCAGAUAAACCAGGCUACCAGAAUGGGCUGAGUGCCUCUGACAGUGGCCACUCAUCUUCGGGCAAGAGCUCGUCAUCUUAUCAACGUCUCAGCCACUUGAGUGACGCACCGGCGCCCUUGCGGCCAUCGCCAUCCUCCGACGACGUCAUUCGUGACCUGGAGGACCGCUUAUGGGAGCGAGAGCAAGAGGUGAGGAUGAAGAUGCUCCACAUGAGACGGAACCUGGAUCAGAGCGAAGCGGCAAUCGUGCAAGUGUUCGAGGAAAAGCAGCGGGUGUGGGAACGUGAAAUGGAAGAACUAAGGCAGAACUACGCUGGGCGACUGCAGCAGGUGACCCGACGUGCCCAGCGCUCGCAGCAGGCCCUGCAGGCCCAGAUCAGCCGUCUGCAGCAGGACAAGCGCAGGCUUCAGGAGGAGAUGACGCUGCUCCUGGCCCAGCGUGAGGAACUGGAGAAGAAAUGCCUGGACUACAGGAAGGAGCAGGCUGACCUCCUGCCCAAGCUGGAGGAGACCAAGUGGGAGGUGUGUCAGAAGGCAGGUGAGAUCUCCUUACUGAAACAACAGCUGAGGGAGAGCCAGGGUGAGGUGACCCAGCGUGCCGGAGAGAUGGUGGCCCUGAGGAAUCAGCUGAAGGAGCUGAACGCCCAGCUGAGGGAGCGAGAGCAGGCCGAGAUCAGCCUGAAGGAGUCCUUCUGCACCAAGACGCUGGAGCUGGAGCGAUGCGAGGCAGAACUGCAGGCCAUGCUGGCCGAGGUGACCGUCCUUAGAGACAAGCUGAGUGCAUUUGAGAUGGAGGUAGCUGGGCUGAAGAAAGCCCUGAGUGAGAUUAGCAGCACUGCUGGCACUCGUACCCCCGAAUCUGGCUUAGCCGACAUGGGUCAACUGGUGCUGUCUCGGAGUCGGGAACGCCUCCUCUCGCCCCUGAGCCCGCCAGAGACACCAAGCUCUUUGCCACCUCUUUCGUCACUGCCCUCUGUGCCCUCGUUGCCCCCUGUGCCCUCGCUCCCCCCUUUGCCAGCACUGCCUGCCCCGGACCCACUGCUCAACCUGCAGAGCGAUGAUUCUAAGGUGCAGCGGCAGGAAGCAGGCGACCUGCGGCGUCAGCUGGAGCUACUUCAAGGGGAGCUGCGUCUGGAGCGGCAGCAGCGUGAGCGCCAGGCACUCACUUUCGCCCAUGAGCGCCAAACGUGGCAAGGAGAAAAAGAGCGCGUGCUCAAGUACCAGGCACAGCUGCAGCUCAGCUAUGUAGAGAUGCUGCAGAAGAACCAGGCACUGGAGGAGCGUGUGGACCAGCUGGGGGCCCAGCUGGCCACUCCCAUCCUGGUAUCGCCGGCAACAUCAGCUUCACCGCCACCCUCUGCAAGUCUUGAUGUACCCACAACGUCACCUGUGGCUGUAUCAGUCACCUCUCCGACUCCCCCGGUCGAGGAGAAGAAGGUGCCCGCCCUGCACCAGCUGGCACCCCCAUGGCCCAUUCCCACUCGUCUGGAGAGGAUUGAGUCUACAGAGAUAUGAUGCCAGUAAAUGUGACCUCUUUGAUGCAGUACAAAAAAAAAAGAAACACUUAGAGCACCAGUUACAAUAGCGUUAAGUACAAACCCUUCUGAAACAAAAACGUCAUGUCUGUAACUUCUAAGGACAGUCCAAGGAUGCCCUGCUGAGUGAGGCAGACCUCAGGGUUGAGGGGUGCAAGUUGCUAAGUAAUAUGUUUGUGUGGCCUUAUGACUGACUUAGGAAAAGCUCUUGAUCCUAAAAGGUGUUGGUUUGGGUUGUUGGGGUGUAGGAAGAGCUGGCCCUAAGUCUGUAGCCAAGAGGAGCGGGAGUAGAUCGAACACUCAGGGGAUAAGGGAUCAGGCAUUAAUAAUCCAGAUUUAAGCCUAGACUGUUGUAUGCUAGCUCUCAAUGCACGGUUCCCGAUGUGUCACUAUGGCCACGUUCACACUGCAAGUCUUAAUGCUCAAUUCGGAUAUUUUGCUCAGAUCUGAUUUUUUUGUUUGGCUGUUCACAUUACCUUUUAAAAUGUGGCCUAUAUCAGAUACCGGUGUGAACUGUUUGCUGUUGAACUGACCCGCAUGCGCAGACGAACAAUAACAAUGACGUCACACGCAGCACGCCGUUGUGCUAAAGUUGGCGAGGUUAUGGAGGAAGUAAGCAUUUUCGCUUUUUUUCUAAAUGUUUGUGUAACUGUCGCACAGAGACGCAGUGUUUUGAAAAUUUUCGGAUGUCAAGGGCAACUUUUGAUUAUUAUUAUUAUUAUACACGUUUGUGUGCGUACUUGCCGGCGCAUAAUUGUGACGAAUGUCGAUGUAGAUUGACGUAAAAGGCGCAUCAAAUCCGCCUUGGUUGUUCACACUGCGGCCACAUUAGAAAAAAAUCAGAUUUGGGUCUGAUUCAGGACCACAUAUGGAAGUGGUCUGAAUCCGAUUUGUAAAAAAAAAAUCAGAUAUGGGCUAGAUUUGAGUGUUCACACUACUCCUGAAGAAGACUGACCUGGUCACUUGACCCCAAAAAAAUCAGAUUUGGGCCACUUUUACCUGCAGUGUGAACGGGGCUUAUAUAAAUCUAGAUCAACAGAUCUCAAGUUAAACUUUAAAAUUAACACAUACUAUUUAAAGGUGCAGUUUGAUAAACUAAAAAAAGUAAACAAUUAGUGUAAAUUGCAGUAUUUGCCUUGCAGCAGAUGUGGCUAGUUUCUUCGUUAUUGUUUAGAUUUAUCCGCCCUGGAAAUGAUUCCCACAGCUGGAACAGAGCUACCAACCUCCAAACCCUGUCCCUUAUAAGUAACGGGUCACUGGGGAGACACAGUCAGGAACUAUAAAGCUAAAGAAAAUUAUGAACUGCUCCUUUAAAUAAUAUUUCUCCAGACCAUAAGGCAAACAAGAAAAAGAACAAUUAUAUAGAAUAGCAUCCAUAUUGGCUGAAAAGACAAAAAAAAAAAACUUAAUUAGAAACUACAGUGAGUGACAUGAUCCUCUUCCUGUAUAUGGUGCUUGUCCAUACCACACCAGUGUGUGUGUUUUUUUUUUUUUUUUUUUUUUUUUU
This is a messenger RNA of Tachysurus fulvidraco (yellow catfish), 4278 nucleotides long. RefSeq names its product leucine zipper putative tumor suppressor 3. Gene Ontology annotation, biological process: regulation of dendritic spine morphogenesis. Lineage: Eukaryota; Metazoa; Chordata; Actinopteri; Siluriformes; Bagridae. Bases 316 to 2751 code for a protein of 811 amino acids. The transcript is spliced from 6 exons. The record is from RefSeq and is a predicted model, not a curated record. Gene Ontology annotation, cellular component: dendritic spine.